AUGAAUACCCUAUUAUUUAAGCGAAAAAGUGGCCAUUGUGGGAAGCAAAGUGAUAUAGCUUCGCAGGGAUCGCUCUCUAGUACUGCACUUCCUGAAUCACCUGGCACUUUGGAUGAAAAGAAUCUUCCCAGAUUGCCCACUCCAUUCGCUAGAAGCCUUUCUACCAUUCCUAGUUAUGAGCAGAUGAAACGUACAAACAAACUGCCCGAUUAUCACCUAAAGAUAGUUGUUGUAGGAGAUGGUGCGGUGGGGAAGACGUGUCUAUUGAUAUCUUAUGUCCAAGGAACAUUCCCGACUGAUUAUAUCCCUACCAUUUUUGAAAAUUAUGUAACAAACAUAGAAGGCCCUAAUGGUCAAGUUAUAGAACUAGCAUUGUGGGAUACAGCCGGCCAAGAGGAGUAUAGUAGACUUAGACCGCUCUCAUAUACGAAUGCAGAUGUACUGAUGGUGUGUUAUUCUGUUGGAAGCAAGACAUCACUCAGGAAUGUUGAAGACCUUUGGUUCCCGGAGGUCAAACAUUUCUGUCCAUCUACUCCAAUCAUGCUGGUCGGCCUUAAAUCAGAUCUAUACGAAGCUGAUAACCUUUCAGAUCUGGUGGACCCAAGUUCGGCAGAAUCCUUAGCUAAGCGCCUGGGGGCAUUUGCACAUAUUCAGUGCUCUGCACGAUUGAAAGAAAAUAUUGAUGAAGCGUUUGAAACUGCCAUACACACGUUACUUUUCGAUUCAUUAUAUGCUCCCAGGGAGCCUACGCAUACGGUCAAAAAUCCCUUCAAAAAAAAUAAUGCCAGAUCAGGUAUCGAUUCUUCUACUGGAGAUACCAGCGUCUCUAUAUCUGGGACAAAAAGAUUAAGAAAAAACAAGUGUAUUAUAAUGUAA
Messenger RNA from Saccharomyces paradoxus, 876 nucleotides. It is a transcript of the gene RHO4, whose product is annotated as Rho family GTPase RHO4. Lineage: Eukaryota; Fungi; Ascomycota; Saccharomycetes; Saccharomycetales; Saccharomycetaceae. Gene Ontology annotation, molecular function: GTPase activity; GTP binding. The record is from RefSeq and is a predicted model, not a curated record. The coding region runs from base 1 to 876 and encodes 291 amino acids. Gene Ontology annotation, biological process: small GTPase-mediated signal transduction. The transcript has a single exon.